This is a messenger RNA of Chelonoidis abingdonii (Abingdon island giant tortoise), 4358 nucleotides long. The record is from RefSeq and is a predicted model, not a curated record. Lineage: Eukaryota; Metazoa; Chordata; Testudines; Testudinidae.
GCCUGCAGGUGUGGGAGGUCGGGUCCCUGCGGGUGCCGAGGGGAAUUUACUUCUCGUGACAACAGUUCAGUGAGCAGCUGGGCAAGUGUCGCGGGGGCGGGGGCACGUCCAGUCUCCCCGGUCUCGGUAAUUCCCUGCCCGCGUAGCUGGCAGCAGGUGCGGAACAGGACGGGACAGGCGCUGGACGUCGCUGUUCUCUGCUUGGGUCAAAGAGGGGGCAAGGUUAUUCUGUGGCUUAGAAAGUUGGCUGGAAGUACUGGAAGUUGCAGUACCACGGUGGCUUUCUAGAAGAUGACCAUAGAGGAUCUCCCAGAACCUUCUCAAGAAGAAGAUUCAUUGAUUGAAAGAUACCAGUUUUUAUUCCCAGGCUCUGAAACAUCAGUUACCUUUUCAGUUGCAGCAGCACCAAUGCCUUCAGACUGUGAGUUCUCCUUCUUCGAUCCUAAUGAUGCAGCAUGCCAAGAAAUUCUUUUCAAUCCUAAAACAUCAGUUUCUGAAUUGUUCGCCAUCUUACGGCAAUGGGUCCCACAGGUCCAGCAGAACAUCGAUAUCAUUGGAAAUGAGAUCAUUAAGAGAGGCUGCAGUGUGAAUGAUAGAGAUGGACUGACUGAUAUGACUCUCUUACAUUACACCUGCAAGUCAGGGGCUCAUGGUAUUGGUGAUGUUGAGACUGCUGCCAAAUUUGCCUCUCACCUUAUCGAUCUGGGUGCAGAUACCAGUUUGCGUAGUCGCUGGACAAAUAUGAAUGCUUUGCAUUAUGCUGCCUACUUUGAUGUUCCGGAACUUAUUAGAGUUAUUUUGAAAAAUGCAAAGCCCAAAGAUGUGGAUGCCACCUGCAGUGACUUUGAUUUUGGAACAGCUUUGCAUAUUGCUGCAUUUAAUUUGUGUACUGCAGCAGUGAAGUGUUUAUUGGAACAUGGAGCGAAUCCUGCCUUUAGGAAUGACAGAGGACAGAUUCCAGCAGAUGUAGUUCCUGAUCCAGUAGAUAUGCCAUUGGAGAUGGCAGAUGCUGCAGCAAGUGCAAAAGAAAUCAAGCAGAUGCUGUUGGAUGCAGUGCCUCUGUCAUGUGACAUCUCAAAGGCCAUGCUUCCAAACUAUGAUCAUGUCACUGGCAAGGCCAUGCUUCUGUCACUUGGCUUGAAACUGGGAGAUCGUGUUGUCAUCGCAGGACAGAAGGUUGGUACAUUAAGAUUUUGUGGCACAACAGAAUUUGCCAGUGGGCAGUGGGCUGGUGUAGAACUGGAUGAACCAGAAGGAAAGAAUGAUGGAAGUGUUGGAAAAGUCCAGUACUUCAAGUGUGCACCAAGAUGUGGUAUCUUUGCACCUCUUUCUAAAAUAAGUAAAGCUUCAGAUCACAAGAAGAAUUUUGUCAGAAGUCCUUCCACACGAUCUACUUUGGUCAAGUCCAAGAAAAUUGAUGUAACACACAUAACUUCAAAAGUGAAUACUGGCUUAGCUGCAUUAAAAAAAGACACUAGUUCUGAAUCCACCUUUCUGGCUACUGAAGAAGGAAUGAAAAUUAUGCCUGGUAAAGAAGGAUUGAAUAAUGCUUCUCCAUCUACAAGAAAAAACCCUUUUGAUGAAGGAGAAAUUCAGCUCGGAGACAAAGUGCUAGUGGUAGGGCAGAGAACUGGCACUGUUAGAUUCUAUGGGACAACAAAGUUUGCACCAGGCUUUUGGUGUGGCAUUGAACUGAACAAACCUCACGGCAAGAAUGAUGGUUCAGUUGGAGGGGUCCAGUACUUCAGUUGUCUCCCCAGAUAUGGCAUAUUUGCCCCACCAAGCAGAGUGCAGAGGUUAACAGGUUCCUUAGACUCCCUCACAGAAGUUUCAACAGGUAAAAUGAAUCAUUCUUUCCCAGGUUUUAGACGAAGUUUAAGUACAACUUCUGCAUCUUCACAGAAGGAGAUAAACAGGAGAAACUCCUUUGUCAAAUCUAGAAGCUCGAUGCUGCGGCGUAGUUGGAGCAACACCACUACAACUAACACUGAGGGACCUGUGAAACUACAUGAGGGUUCUCAGGUCCUUCUAACCAGCUCUAAUGAGAUGGGCACAAUUAGGUACAUUGGCCCUACUGACUUUGCACCAGGGAUAUGGGUUGGACUUGAACUCAGAAGUGCCAAGGGAAAGAAUGAUGGAUCUGUGGGUGACAAGCGCUACUUCACCUGUAAGACAAACCAUGGCGUCUUAGUUCGGCCUAGUAGAGUAACCUAUCGUGGGAUUAAUGGAGCAAAACUUGUGGACGAUAUUUGUUGAACCAGAAUGCUUACAACCUGUGCAUCAAGUGUGAGUGCAAUGAGAUAUAAGCAUUAAACCACACACAAUAAUCCCAACAUCAUCUGCACGGAAUGCUGACUGAAAUUUUAUCUAAAACUUGCUUUUUUUGGUAAUGUAUCUCUUCAGGCUCUAACAGUCUCAGAGUCAUAAUGAGGGGUGGAAAUCAUAUACCUCUCUCUCCUCUUUUAACACAGUCUCUCCCUGUGAGUUUCUUGUAAAAGCAUUCUGGGUUUGAUACUAUAUUAUUUGAAUAAUGUCCCACUCUGAGAAGGCCAGUAAGGCCAGUAUAUCUGAUGUUCUUUUAAGUUGCUUUGUGAUUCAGUGUAUUUGGAAGGUUUUCUUCCAUGUACUAAUGAACUGAUACAUCAUUCUCCUGCCUUUUCAUAACAAAGGAGAUUGUUAACUGAGUCACAUUAGUCUGUGCAGUAUUGGUCCCAGGAUAUUAGAGAUAAGGGUGAGUGCCAGAAUAUAUCUUUUAUUGGACCAACUUCUGUUGGUGAGGAAGACAAGUUUUUGAGUAUGCAGAACUCUUUUAUUCUUCUUCUUCCCAGACCUGAAGAAGAGUGCUGUGUAGCUGGAAAGCUUUUCUCUCACCAACAGAAGUUCGUCUAGGGAAGGAUAUUCCUCCUCCACCUUGUUUCUCACAUUAGUCUGUUUGCUAGACACUUUGUCCAUCUGUCUGUGAGCUAGUAGUAAUAAGCAGGAGACAUUUCUCUUUUUUUAUGAAUGAUAAAAUACUUAAUUGUUUCACAACUGAUUUUAAAAAAAACCCAUCCCAAAAAAAUGCACACAAGGCUAAUGGAAAAACUGUGAUUGGAAGAAUUUGCUGCUACCAUGCUAUGCCAGUGAACAGCAUGAAUGAAACAGAAAAAAGACUGUAAAAAGCACAACUACGCUGUUUCUGGUUUGCACUUUUCUCUGUGUGGAUUUGUAAAAAGACAGCAGCAUGCAAGAAGCACUUUUGAAAAUACAAUGCACUUUCAUCUCUCUUCUCUGGAGAGCUUUCCCCUGCUGUUUGAAGAAAUUCUUUUGUUUGCUGUUGCUGCAGGCUACAAUCAUCAUGUUUCAAGGCAUAUAGAUAGAACUUAGGUUCACCUCAUGUAGUACUUGCAUUACUAAUAUCUAUGUCCUUUUUAUGUACUGUCUGCAGGAAGUACUGUGCAGUAUAUGUAUAUUUUUAAAGCAAACAUUAUUCUGUUUUUACUUCCUUUGCAUUUUAUAUAUUUCUUCAUUGUCCUUCAGAGCAGUUUCUUCUUUGCUACAUUUGCCAUUUAUAAAAUUCAAAAAUUGCCUAUGAAUCUUUCUAGAUGUAACAUGGUAACACUUCUAUUUUGAUUAUUUGGCUGCAACAUGAUUUGUCUCAGCCUUUCUAAAUAAACUCUGUUUUUAGAAUUUGUUUCAUAUACAUCUUGAACAGCUAAAAUACAUAACAUGUCUAGCAUGUAUUAAUAUCUUUUAGUGCAAGUAUACAGGUUUCAAACAGUAAAAUGGUUUGACACUUCUGAAUGAGCUGUUUGUUGCAUUUCACUUAGGUGAGAAAUGUACAGUGCUUCAAAUGACAUUUGUAGUAUCCUAUUUUUAGACUGACUUUGUGCAGCUUAUACAAUGUAUUUUAAAUAUGGCUAUUUUUCCUGAACUAUUAAAAAAGGCUGCAUAUUGUAUUCUGAUCUAUGGAAGUUUUUAACUGAAGAUAAAAAUUGUAAAUGUACACAUUUUAUUAUAAACUGUCUAACUUAUAGCUUUGUAUUUGAAGUUAGCAAGGUUCUGAACGUCUGUAUGUCGAACAUCUGUUUCUUCCAUGUUUUAUAUCUAUAGGUAUCUUUUUUCCCUGUAAUUAACACAGUAUUCAUGGAUCUUUGAUUAAUUAACACCCAUUCUUUUAAAGAUCAUUUGCUUUUGGGGGAGUGUGUCACAAAAUGAUUGUCCUUUUUUUUCCUUACAAAUUAUGUAAAUAGGACAGAGAAAUGGCAACUCUAAUAUAUAAACAGGUUUUAUAUCUUGAUGCAGUUUAUCAUAGUUUAUCAUCUUGCUGUAUGGUAUAGAACUGCAAGCUGCCAAACAAAGUGUAUACAUCACUUAAA